GGCGACCAGCAGGAACAUUCUUUUCUGAUGGAAUAAAAUAGAAAGUUUCCAAUAUGGCCGGAGCUGCUAGUUCGCUGGGAAACAAUAGAAGCGGGGAAGAGGGACGAAGUUAACCUAAGUCCUGGUUCGCAUUGAACGGUUUUCUUCCCGACGUUGGCUUGGCCGCGGAGAAGAAGGAUUGUCCGCCGUGUUGAUUUAAACUUAGUUAAAGUAUGAGCCUUUAUUUAAAUGUUUCAGGCCCGUCGACCCAAAACACAGCGGCUAACGGCUACAGGGAGGCGGAGAAUCAGCUGCUGUUCACCGGACAGAUGCUGUAGGGAAAACGGGCUGCUACAUUUUCACAUGAGUGCCGCUGUGACUGAAGGCCGUUAGCGAGACAAAGGUCGCCUCCAUGGAGCCAGCACAGGAGUCUUUGUAAAGGGCCAGGGGGGUGUAUAGACGCCCAGAGUGACAGAGAGCCAUAAUCAGCAUUUUAUGGACGAAACCUGAGGCGGGAGUUCACUGCAGGUCUUUAUUGAUGAUGGCGGAUUUUGUUACAACGCGACACAGCGCGGUGAUGGAGCGGCUCCGCCGACGGAUCGAGCAGUUCCGGCAGCAUCACAACACCUGCGAAACCCGCUACGAGGGCGCAGCAAUCGAGCGGCUGGAGCUGGACCGGCAGCAAACCAUCAACCUGCACCAGCGAUUGCUCCAGAACAAAGCCAAGCGGGCCAGCAAGCACCGGCAGCCGCAGCCAAGCGUAGACCAGGACGCCCAGAGAGCGCCGGGAGGCGGCGCGGAGAGCGGAGGGACGCCGGCGGAGCAGAACCGGAACAGCAACCGGCCAGUGCUUGAUGCGGUGAAGAGAAAGAUUGAGAGUGGUGGCUCUCCUCUGAGCAACGGGUUACCAGAUGGCCUCUCUUCCAGUAAGAAGGCAUGUCCAGAUAACGGACCUGCCAAUGGCUCCACUAUGGACCCAAAACUGGGUCACGGUGAUCGGAUCUCCAACGGGACACACCGCCCUGCAGGGGAGACGGUGGAUGUCAGUGGGGAAUCAGACUUCCGUCAGAAAGAGAUGAAGCAGGAGCCGGAGGACAUCCUGCCCAUCGUGCCUCCGUCGGUAGCCGGUAACAACGGCCUGUUCCUAGACCUGAACCUGAACGAGCAAGAGUGGAAGGAGCUGAUAGAGGACCUGAACUGCUCUGUACCCAUCGAGGACAUCCAGGAUAUCCUGAACUACGGCUUUGAGGACAGGAGAGAUCCUCUGGAGCUGGCUCCGACUCCAGCAGGUGGCGGAGCUGUGGGGGCCGGAGCAGCAGCAGGGGGAGGUGGGGGGCAGUCAUCCCAGAGUCUGCGUCCGGUUAAGGCAGAGUUUUCCCCGGCCUCGGCGGUCUUUGAGCAGGACUCUCGUACCGGCUCCCCCCAUGUCAGGUCCACCUCCUCGGGACCGCCUCCCCACCCCACCAGCUCCCCUGUUGCUGCCUCCUCUGCUUCCUCUCCUGUUCUCCCCCAGUCGCAGCCAGCUCCUCCCCCCAGGCAGCUCCAGCCCCCUCCCAACCAUCUCCUCCCUCCUGGACCCCCAGUAUCCAAAGACUUGUCCCCUGCUCAGCAGCUCCAGCAGCUGGCUGCCCAGCAGCAGAGAGCCCAACACAUCCAGGGCAAGAUGCAGCACAAACAGCCACAGCCAGGGGCCAAGUUUUCCAACCAGGGGCCACACAGUCACCCCCCACCCUGGACUCAGAUGGCCAACGGUUCUCAGAGCUCCUUUGGUAUGGACAAGCCCACCAGCCCCACCCUGUACCCCUCAGACUUUAACCUAAGCAGUCAAAAGCAGCUACUGAUGCCUGCUCAGCCCAACAAAGGUUCACCAAAGGCAGGGGCUGGCAGCUACAUGCCGGGGCCCACUGGGUCCCCCAACAUCAUGAAUCACCUGUCUUCAGGGACCCCUUUAAGCCACCCGCCUGCACAAGGUGCUCAGACCCCUGCACAGCAUCUGAACUACAAGAACACCUUACCUCUGUCACACUUUGAGGCAGGCCCGGGGCCUCCACGGGCCCCCAACAACCAGAUCCAGGACAAGCAGGCCCUGCUGAAUCUGCUCCGACAGCAGAAGAGCAACAUGAACUUCAGGCAGCAUAUCCCCCACCCUCAGGAUCAGAACAACUUCUCUGCUCCUCCACACGUCACGGGCCCCGCUAACACUGGCAACAACCCCAUGGCAUCAGCGCAGGGGGCAAACACCAUGGCAGGUAACCAUGGAAACGCUGCGUUUCAGAUGGCAGCAAUGAAGCAGCAGAUUCUGGAGCAGAAGAAACAACAACAACAACAGCAGCAGCAGCAAUUCCUGCAGAGACAGCUCCUGGCUGAACAGGAAAAGCAGCAGUUGCAGAGACAUCUGACCCGACCUCCCCCACAGUACCAGGACCAGACGGGACCAGCAAGUCAGAACCCUUUCCCUCAACAGUCAGUUGGACAGUUUACAGCUUCUUCUCAGUCAAUGAGCAACAUCGGCUCCAUGGGAGGCCCCGCCCCAGGAUCCCGCAUGUUCCUCCAGAACCAAGGCAUGAUGGGAAUGACAAUGGCCCAGGGAGGGGGGCCGGGUGGUGGUGUAGCCUCAGCCACUGCCGUGAGUCAGGCUGACAUCAGUCUGCCAUCCUGUGGAGGUGGAGGGGGCGGAGCCAGUGUGGACUCUCUCUACAACAACAUGAACCUGCACCCCAGCCAGCAGGCCAACCUACAACGCCAGCCUCUUGGUCCCAUGAGCACCUCCUACAGGCAGCUGCAGCAGCAGCAGCUCCUGAAGCAGCAGCAGCAGCCCAACGCCGCCAUGUUAAAACAGCAGCAGCAGAUGGCUGCCAGCCGCAUGCCAAACAGCAUGCAGGGCAGCAUGGGGGGCGGGAUGGCUGGAACCAUGCAAGGGGGGCAGGGCAGCACAUGGCAGCAGCAGAUCACCAACCAGCCGCCCUCUGCUAAUUCCGGCAUGCACUCCAACUUCAACAACAACGGCUUCCAUAUGCAGCAGCCUCGCAUCCCCAAGAUGGCCGCUGGCUCUGCCUCCUUUGGCCCUGGCUCCAGUGGACGCCCUAUGACUGGUCUAAAUGCUGCGCAGCAGAUGAUGCAGACAAACAUGGCUGCCCAGCAGAGGGCACCACCGGCGGCCCACAGCCUCGGCCAGCAGCAGAGUCAGCAGCAGCCGGCCAAUCAGAGCCAGGCAGUCCUCUCAGACCUGGCAGCAUUCGGACAGGGAAGCAGCCGCCAGGCAAUGCAGUGUAACCAAGGUUACCAGGUGAGCAGGACUGCCAGCCAGCAGCAGCAGGUGUCAUUCGGUUACAACGCAGCGGCAGGUAGCUUCGCCGCAGAAAGUGAGCUAGUCGAUUCACUGCUGAAGGCUCAGAGCACGCAGGAGUGGAUGGCCGACCUGGACGAGCUGCUCGCCAGCCACCCGUAAGACACGGCGCCCCAGCUGAGAAGGAUCUGAUCCAAGGUUCAGAUGGGAAAGAGGGCAGCAAUUUUACUUAGAUGGGCCAGAUGAGUUCACUGCACACUGCUGACCCCGGAAUAGCUGAAAAAAAUUCUAUUGUCGUGAGUGAUAGAAGGUGAACAGUGAAGUAACCCUCCUGUAGGGCCAGAUCGGAUCAGAACCCCCAUCAUGUAACUCCAAAUCACAGCACAAAGACAAAACAGCAUUAAUUAUUGCAUUACUUCCUCCAAAGAGUCACUUCCGGGGGAAAGAAGACAUUUGAAUGAGUUGAUGCAACUUCUGGCAUAAUUCAUUCAGUGAAAGCAUGAAGUGAUGGCA
Molecule: messenger RNA, 3778 nt
Organism: Cyprinodon tularosa
Lineage: Eukaryota; Metazoa; Chordata; Actinopteri; Cyprinodontiformes; Cyprinodontidae
Gene: maml1
Product: mastermind-like transcriptional coactivator 1
Exons: 6
Coding region: 518-3427 (969 amino acids)
Biological process (GO): positive regulation of transcription of Notch receptor target; Notch signaling pathway
Cellular component (GO): nuclear speck; nucleoplasm
Molecular function (GO): transcription coactivator activity
Source: RefSeq, a predicted model, not a curated record